Molecule: messenger RNA, 1393 nt
Organism: Centrocercus urophasianus (Greater sage-grouse)
Lineage: Eukaryota; Metazoa; Chordata; Aves; Galliformes; Phasianidae
Exons: 2
Coding region: 256-1299 (347 amino acids)
Source: RefSeq, a predicted model, not a curated record
CCUGGGGCAGCGUGUCCCGUGCUGGAAUCGAUGUUGAAACCACUCCUCCCCACCGCCCGCUUCCGGAUGAGGCCACGACGCCGGGAAGGAAGAGGAGGGCGGGAGGCGAGGAAGGCAGCAAGACCCCUCACCUGCUCACUCCCUUGACCCCGUAACAGGUCCUCAAUUCCCAAGCAGUGCCCACCAAGGCUGGCAUUCCCCACGAAGACAAGCUUGUUUGUGGAGCAGGGCACGUCAGUAACAGAGAGCAAGCAGAUGGACAGGAGGAUGGAGCAGAGCGGCACAAAUGGGCCUGGCCCCACACUGCACACCUCGUGCUGCUGUGGCGGCCUCUCCCCAUGUCCCCAAGAACCCUUCUGGGCUGAAGCAUCUCAGAGCUGCCAGGACAAUCCGUCAGAAGACCUGAGUGAUGGUGUUGCACCUUUUCUGUCCGACAGCAGAACCCGCUGUCCCACCAGGAGUUCCACACUCAGCCAGGUGAGGUCACAUCAAAAAAGACAGCACAGAAGCAGACUGCAAAGAAAAUCAGCCUCUGGAAGAAGCUUGCCACAGGAGAGACAAGAAGGAACUUCGAGCCCAGCCGCCAACUCAGAGCUCCUCGGGAACUCACUCUCCACUUCCAGCAUGAAGGACCUCCCCAGAUCCCUGAUGGAGUCCUUGGACACCACACAAAUCUGCCUCAGCCUGCUGGCCAAAAUGGAAAAAAACAACGACAGCGGUGCUCAAAGGGCACACGGGGGCUACAGGAGCAAAUAUCCCAUCUGCAUGCAGUGCUGCCGGUGCCUGGACAACAGCUGCCCACACCACAGCAGCUCCUCAGCCACCGCGGCCAUGGCCAUGCUGACUGCCCUGAUCUUCUCCCUGGAUGUGGUGGUGCAGGAGGAGAAGGUAAAGCUGAAGGUUGGGUUGCUCUUUAAUCUGUCCAUCAGUGGGAAGACACUGCACGCAUGGGGGAAAGAUGUGUGGCUGCCCAAAUGUUGUGGCAGUGAGGAAUACUGCGAGGAGUGCAGAGAGCCUCUGCCUAGAAGUCCCAAAAACUGGGGGAUGCAACAAGGGGAGUCCCUUCCCACCACAGCCCCUGUGUGGCCUCUGCCCCCGUGGGCACAGCCAAUCCCCCCAGAUGCCCUGGAAAGGUUGCAGAGAGUAGGGAUGGAGCCCAUGCCCCAGGUGGAGUACAAGAGCCUGGGGCACAGCAGCACACUGCAGUGUCUCCUCUCCUUCUGGUGGAAGAUGAAGAGCAAAGUGAAGAACCUGAAGAAAGUGGGGACAGCUGAGGGCAGCAGAGAGAUCAGCAUCUGAUGGCACUGUGGGAAGGGAGCAGCUGCUGCCUGCCCCUCUGCUGUUUGAUUUUGAUUUCUCAGCUGCAGUGUAGGGAGCACUAGCAAUAAAGGGG